GAUUUAAAGAAGAGAAGAAACUAGUUUUCAAGCCUGAAGUUCGCUGAUCCACAGCAGGCCACAGCAACAGAUGCCAGUGCCACAGCAUCACCGGUUGCCACACCUCUGGUCACCAGCCUCACCAGUCAGUCCUCCCACGAUCAGUCUCCAUGCUUCGCCCGAUCACACCAUGCGUCUCCAAGUCUGAAUGCAGCCAAAGCCACUGCCAAGAAGCCGAGGGCCCCCAGACAAGACUUUGCGCUAUCCGACAAAGAAGAAAAAGUCAUGUUUGAGUGGCUUGAGGCAACAGAAGAGGUUUGGAACACAAAGAAGGCUGGUUAUCAUAAACAUGAUGUUAAACAAGGACUUUGGGAGGCCCAGGCCAAAGUUAUGAACAAGAGUGCUGAACAUCUGAUUGGGUGGUUUGAGAGUGUCCGUGACACGAACACUCGAUUCAUCAAGAAGGGCAAAGGGAAGUCGGGGGACGGACGUGAUGAUGAUGAAAUCUGGACAGACCGGCAAUGGUUCAUAAUGGCGUCCAUGAAAUUCACGGAUAAGGUGUUUCGUCAUCGGCCAAAACCAGUCAGAAGUGUGGAGGCUCUUAUCCUUGAGCACUCAGGCAACUUGUAUGCUGCUGAAGCUGCUGUUGCACAGGAGGCCGCAGACAUAGACUCUGAAGGCGAACCGAGGGCUUCCACUUCAGCUGGCCCAAGAAGGAGUCCUGUCAAAGAAGGCGAGAUGGACCGAAUGUUACAGCUAAUGCAGGAACGAGCAGAAGACGGUCGGGACCGCACGGAAGAACUGCAAAAGUGUAAAGAGCAGCACCCCAGCACAGCGAGGAACACUUUUGCAGCCUAUGUCCGGGACUCCUUAAGCACCAUGUCGGAGUGGAGCUACAGAAAAGCAAAGGAUGAAAAUCUACCAGGUGUUGACAGAGUGUGAAGACGGGCCUGAAGAGGAAAGGGUCAAGCAGCAACAGGGACUACCUCAAAACCACAUGAGGCCACGACACACUGUCCUGCCUGUCCGUGGACUGCAGCCGGUCCUGUCCUGUCUUUCUGCAAACAUGUCUGAAGUACAGCAGCUGAGGGACAUGUUGAAACUACAGCUAA
This is a messenger RNA of Thalassophryne amazonica, 1091 nucleotides long. RefSeq lists its product as uncharacterized. NCBI's taxonomy places the organism in Eukaryota, Metazoa, Chordata, Actinopteri, Batrachoidiformes, Batrachoididae. The coding region runs from base 265 to 921 and encodes 218 amino acids. The record is from RefSeq and is a predicted model, not a curated record. The transcript is spliced from 6 exons.